Molecule: messenger RNA, 1137 nt
Organism: Sorex araneus (European shrew)
Lineage: Eukaryota; Metazoa; Chordata; Mammalia; Eulipotyphla; Soricidae
Product: apolipoprotein L2-like
Exons: 5
Coding region: 1-1137 (378 amino acids)
Biological process (GO): lipoprotein metabolic process; lipid transport
Cellular component (GO): membrane; extracellular region
Molecular function (GO): lipid binding
Source: RefSeq, a predicted model, not a curated record
AUGGUUGCCACGGGGACAGAGUUGGGAGUAGUUGCUGGUCCUCUUGAUAUUCUUUGCCUGACUGGAGCUUCUGUUCGAGAGAACAUUAUUGAGGAAACCAUCCACUCUCUCCUGAAUGAAGUGAGCAGGAGGGAACUUCAUCUUCUGUUAAGUAGAGAUGAAGAGUGGGAACAAUUUGUGACCGAUGCUGAGUUAACCAGAGAUGAGUCAGAGGCAGUUCGUGAAGGUCUAAAGAAACAUGGAAAGCUCACGGCCAUGGAAGUCAAAGAGAUGCACCAAGAAGAGAAGGAGUUCAGGGAGAAGUUUCUGAGGUUAUAUUCUCAGGUGAAAGGGGAUGUUGAAGAGCACAUAAAACAGCUCCAUGCGCUUGCAGAGAAGGCUGACGAAGUCCACAAGAACUGUACCAUUGCUAAUGUAGUAGCAGACUCCACUGGCAUCGUAUCCAGCAUCUUGUGUAUUGCGGCCAUAGGUCUUGCCCCAUUUACAGGAGGGCUCAGUUUAGUAGUUUCAGGAACUGGUUUAGCAAUAGGGUCAGCGGCUACUGUCACAGCUGUGACCUCCAGCAUCGUGGAGCACAGUUAUAUGUCAUCCAUAGAAGCUGAGGCCAAGAACUUGGAAUCAACUGGAAACAAUUUACAUCUGCUCUGGAAAGUUUUAGGUGAUAGCAAAGAAAGAAUCUCUUCUUUAGUAAAUAAUUUUAAGGUUGUGAGACAAAUAGCAAAGCAUGUUCGUGCCAUUAGGUUGGCCAAACUUGGCCCAAAGGCUCAGAGUUCUAAUCUCUUCAGCAAAGUGUUUGAAGGCGCUGCUAGGACAAUGACCGAGGGAUCCCGUAUCAUUGGUGGGGUCGCCACAGGUUUAGCAAUUCUGGUGGAUGUAUACUGUCUAGUUCAAGACUCAAAGGAUUUACAUGAGGGGGGGAAAUCACAGUCUGGUGCGAUGCUGAGGCAGCGGGCUCAGGAGCUGGAAAAUAUGUUGGUGGGACUCCAACAGUUCUAUGAGAAGCUGCAAGAGUCUGUCAAGGACACCAUCCUCUACAGCCCAAAAAGAGUGAACCAGAAGGGUCUGCAUCAUCGGUUGAGAGAAGAUGGAGGGGGGAAGCAAUUUUAUGCUGAUACCGAGUCAAUCAAGCAACAAUAA